Molecule: messenger RNA, 3009 nt
Organism: Gracilinanus agilis (Agile Gracile Mouse Opossum)
Lineage: Eukaryota; Metazoa; Chordata; Mammalia; Didelphimorphia; Didelphidae
Gene: RHOT1
Product: ras homolog family member T1
Exons: 19
Coding region: 19-1935 (638 amino acids)
Biological process (GO): mitochondrion transport along microtubule; small GTPase-mediated signal transduction; mitochondrion organization
Cellular component (GO): mitochondrial outer membrane
Molecular function (GO): GTP binding; calcium ion binding; GTPase activity
Source: RefSeq, a predicted model, not a curated record
GGGAAGACAUCUCUGAUUAUGUCUCUGGUUAGUGAAGAAUUCCCAGAAGAGGUCCCUCCACGGGCAGAAGAAAUCACCAUUCCAGCUGAUGUUACACCUGAGAGAGUUCCAACGCACAUAGUCGAUUACUCAGAAGCAGAACAAAGUGAUGAACAGCUUCACCAUGAGAUCGCCCAGGCUAAUGUUAUCUGUAUAGUCUAUGCUGUUAACAACAAGCAUUCUAUUGACAAGGUAACAAGCCGGUGGAUUCCUCUCAUCAACGAACGAACAGACAAAGACAGCAGGCUGCCUUUGAUAUUAGUUGGGAACAAGUCGGAUCUAGUGGAAUAUAGCAGUAUGGAAACCAUUCUUCCCAUCAUGAACCAGUACACAGAGAUAGAGACCUGUGUAGAGUGUUCAGCGAAAAACUUAAAAAACAUAUCGGAGCUAUUUUAUUAUGCACAGAAGGCUGUUCUGCAUCCUACAGGGCCCUUGUAUUGUCCAGAAGAAAAAGAGAUGAAACCAGCUUGUGUCAAGGCCCUAACACGAAUCUUCAAGAUAUCUGACCAGGACAACGACGGCACACUCAACGAUGCCGAGCUCAACUUCUUUCAGAGAAUUUGUUUUAACACUCCAUUAGCUCCUCAAGCACUGGAAGACGUUAAGAAUGUAGUCAGGAAAAAUCUAAGUGAUGGAGUGGCUGACAGUGGACUGACCCUAAAAGGCUUUCUUUUUCUACAUACACUUUUUAUCCAGAGAGGGAGACAUGAAACGACUUGGACAGUGCUUCGUCGUUUUGGUUAUGAUGAUGAUCUGGAACUUACACCAGAAUAUUUAUUCCCUUUACUAAAAAUACCUCCUGACUGCACCACUGAAUUAAAUCAUCAUGCUUAUUUAUUUCUCCAGAGCAUUUUCGACAAGCAUGAUUUGGAUAGAGACUGUGCUUUAUCACCUGAUGAACUUAAAGAUUUAUUCAAAGUCUUCCCUUACAUGCCUUGGGGACCUGAUGUAAACAACACAGUUUGUACAAAUGAACGGGGGUGGAUCACCUAUCAGGGAUUUCUUUCACAGUGGACGCUUACAACCUAUUUAGAUGUACAGCGGUGCCUGGAGUAUUUGGGCUAUCUCGGCUACUCAAUAUUGACUGAACAAGAGUCUCAAGCUUCUGCCAUCACAGUAACAAGAGAUAAAAAGAUAGAUCUUCAAAAGAAACAGACUCAAAGAAAUGUGUUUAGAUGUAAUGUUAUUGGAAUGAAAGGAUGUGGGAAGAGUGGAGUUCUUCAGGCCCUUCUUGGAAGAAACUUAAUGAGGCAAAAGCAUAUUUGUGAUGACCAUAAAUCUUAUUAUGCAAUUAAUACUGUUUAUGUAUAUGGACAAGAGAAAUACUUAUUGUUGCAUGAUAUCUCUGAAUCUGAAUUCUUAACUGAGGCGGAGAUCAUAUGUGAUGCUGUAUGCCUGGUAUAUGAUGUCAGUAAUCCCAAGUCCUUUGAAUAUUGUGCCAGGAUUUUUAAGCAACACUUCAUGGACAGUAGAAUCCCCUGUUUAAUUGUAGCUGCAAAAUCAGACCUGCAUGAAAUUCGACAAGAAUAUAGCAUUUCACCCAGUGAUUUCUGCAGGAAACACAAAAUGCCUCCACCACAAGCCUUCACUUGCAAUACUGCUGACGCACCUAGUAAGGAUAUCUUUGUUAAGUUGACAACAAUGGCCAUGUAUCCCCAUGCCCGGUUACGCUGUCUGUGCGCCUGCAACAGGUGCACAUUCUGCAUCUGUCAGAGCUUCCUCAACUCAGACUUGCUGCAAUCUGUAAAGAACAAACUCUUCACGGCAGUUCUUACCAGGCAUGUGACGCAGGCAGACCUCAAGAGCUCCACAUUUUGGCUUCGAGCAAGUUUUGGUGCUACAGUGUUUGCAGUUUUGGGGUUUGCUAUGUACAAAGCGUUGUUGAAACAGCGAUGAUCUAAACAACAAGUUCAAUAAUGGCCCUACCAAAAACCAAUACUUUUAUGUACAUUCUGAAUGCUUUAAAUUGUGCUAGAAAUAUUGAGAUAUUUAUAUAUGCAGAGUUACUUUAUUAAUAUUUGUAAUUCUUGCAUAAGAGUAUUUUAAAAGAUAGCAAUGACUACAGUAUUGGCUAGUGUGUAUGCAAAGGAGAGUUCUACUUAAUGGCCACGUAAAGGUGGCCUACAGAGGCCAAAAGGGAAUGUUUUGUAAAUAAUGUACAUACUCAGGCAGCAAGAUAUGUGGCUUCCCAAAAAACUGAGUUAUGGAAAUGCUGUCCAUAGAUGUUUCCACAUACAUAUUAGUGUUUAAUUGGAACUCACUAUCAUAGGUUUUAGUUCAACUCAAUUGUACUUGCUCACGGAUUACUUAUUUAUUUCACAUUCAUUUGAAAUGAUGCGUUGGGGGCAGGGGGGGGGGUACAGCAUCGAAGCACCAUGAGGCACAGUUCACGAUUUUCCCUCCCUGGAGGAUACCUGUCAGUUUUCCAAUAGAGUUUUGUUUCAUUUCAAGGACAGCUUCACUAUGGCCCACCAGCCACUGGGGCUUGAUAUGAUCUCUGACAUGCACAGCUGGACGUGAGGCUCCCCUUGAAGGGUGCAGCAAAACUUUCCCAAAGUCACAUAGCAAAAGAAUCAGUGUAAUUGUUAUGUAUUCCUUAAUUUUUGAAUAUGUUGUAUUUUAUAAACCCUUUCAGAUCAAAUGGGGGUGGGAUGGGGAGGAGCCAAUUUAUACAUUAUGAAUGUUUCUAGUUCAAAAGACCAUUACUGUUUAAUUUCCUCCAAACUGUAAAAUCAUCCUGUCUCGGCCGUGUCUGUAGUGCCAAGGGAGUGCACAGUUCUUGCUCUGUUGUAGAAUAUCACAGUUGCCGCAUGCUUCCUGAUGUGUUCUAUACCUGGUUAGAACUCCCUGUAGACAGCGACUUUUUUAAAUGAAAGAAUAAAUCUAAUGAAUCUAAACCCUCAUGAUAAACUUAUUUUUUCCAUCAUCAACCUUUUAAAGUAUUUCAAUAAAUAACUCAUGUGUACUGUG